AUGGAGGUUAGAGAAACGAGUGAAAUGGUACUGGACCGGAGGCCGCCGGGCGAGCUUAGCACGUAUCCGAACAAGGCGGCGUUGAACCUGAAUGAGGAGUAUCCCUUUCUGAGACCCUUGUACUCAGACUUUGAGGCCGAAUACAGGGCGAUCCCAUGGCUUCGCUGGACCGUCGCCCGGUACCAUGUCGCACCCAUCGCAGUCACGAUUUAUCUUCUCUUCUGCUACUUCGGCACGAGAUGGAUGAAGAACAGACCCGCGUAUGAUCUACGACGCCCACUGAAAUACUGGAACUUGUUUCUCGCCAUUUUCAGUUUCAUGGGCAUGAUCCGCGUCGUCCCGCACUUGUUCGAGAUUUUGCGCCGUUGGGGAUUCGAGGUGUCCAUCUGCUCCCCACCCGUCUACACCUACGGCCACGGGGGGUGCGGAUUGUGGAUCUUUUUGUUCAUCUAUUCUAAAUACUUUGAGCUGCUGGAUACUGUCUUCAUUGUCCUUCGGAAACGACCUCUUAACUUCCUGCACUGGUAUCACCACGCGACAGUGCUGUUGUACACCUGGGAUGGUUACUGCGUAGAGCAGCCUGCAGGUAUCUAUUUCGUUGCGAUGAAUUACAGUGUGCAUGCGAUCAUGUACUUUUACUAUUUCCUUGCUGCCCAGAUGCAGCGGCCACUCUCGUGGGGUAUAUUUGUAACGAUCGCCCAAAUUUCGCAGAUGUUUGUGGGCGUAGGUGUCACGUGUGUGUCGCUGUAUUACUCCUUCGCAUAUCCGCUAGUCAAUAAAUGGACGGGCUGGCAGUUCACUGACCCCAUGACGUACGGCCAAUAUAUCAAUACCCGCAACCUCGUCUACGGCCUCCUCAUGUAUUCCACCUACUUUUAUCUCUUCGCGGAGUACUUCUUCAAGAGAUAUAUCUCGAAGACCUCGCACAAGAAAAUCCAGGCGAAAAAAGCGGAGUAG
This is a messenger RNA of Neospora caninum, 957 nucleotides long. RefSeq names its product GNS1/SUR4 domain containing protein, related. The coding region runs from base 1 to 957 and encodes 318 amino acids. The transcript has 3 exons. Gene Ontology annotation, molecular function: fatty acid elongase activity. Gene Ontology annotation, cellular component: endoplasmic reticulum membrane. Lineage: Eukaryota; Apicomplexa; Conoidasida; Eucoccidiorida; Sarcocystidae. Gene Ontology annotation, biological process: fatty acid elongation, polyunsaturated fatty acid; very long-chain fatty acid biosynthetic process; fatty acid elongation, monounsaturated fatty acid. The record is from RefSeq and is a predicted model, not a curated record.